UGAAAAUACAUAGAAAAAAUGAACUUCAAUAACUUCAUCUCUCCUUCAACGAAUGUCUCCAACUUGGUGGAGAACAUAACCAACAGAAACUUGGAGUAGAAAGUGAAAACUCUGCCUGCUCUCUGGAAACAAGAAAUGCCUGUAAGAAAACUCAAAAGAGCCGCGCCAAAUAAUAGCGGCCCUUCUCGACGACGACGGUUGAAGAAGUCCUCCUCUCCAGACGGAUCCAGCAUGGUGUUCUUCAGCAUAAUGCUUCCAAGUGUCAUGGAGAAGAAGAAGCUCAAGCUUCCAGUGAAGUUUGUGAGAAGAUAUGGUAGGCAACUGGGCGGGAAUAUGGCUCAACUCCACUUGCCAAACGGCAGCGUUUGGAGCGUUGGUGUAUCCAGAGGCAGGGGAACUAGGAUUCAGGACAUCUUGCUCGACAAAGGUUGGGCAAGUUUCAUGGAUAAGAACUCUGUCUCGCUGCAUUAUUUCCUCACUUUCAAAUACGUUAGGGAGUCGAUCUUCCAUGUCCGGAUAUACGACUUGACCACCUGUGAGAUCCCCUACCCACCAAUUCAUGAUCCUACCGACAACAACGGCGGCGAAUCAUCUGUCAUUUACCUCGGCUCCACGAAAUCGGAAGAUAAUGAUGAUGACGAUAAUGUGGUUGAUGAGGCUCUAGAUUCGCGUGGUGAAGAGGAAUGGGUUCCAAUCUUGAAUGAACUAGAAGCUAGAGAAAUCUACGUGAGCUGGAAGUUCUCUAGUACGUUCAGGAAGAUGUCAGAAGCAAGCAAGAAGGCGCUGCGCGAGGCAAUAAAGAACAAGCUCGAAGACGGUCCUUCGUUCGUUGCUGUAAUCAUGUCCCGUGGACGUCAUAAUCUGAUUGUACCAACCGGAUUUGUGAAACAGAACCUGACCGGGGAUGGCGAGGCUGUGAUUCUGAAGGAGGUUUCAGGAGGAGGGAAAUGGGUUGUUGAAGCCAGUUUUGGUGGUGACGGGAUGUUCAGGCUGCUGGGAGAAGAAUGGCAGAGGUUUUACCAUGAGAACAAUUUGGAAGCAGGGGAUUUGUGCCUUUUUCAGCUGAUGCCAAAGGAGAAGGUUGAGUUUCUGGUUUCAAUCUACAGGGCCUCUCCGUUUGGAGGGUAGUCAAGUUUGAAGGUGAUCGGUUGGGGUUGAAGUUCAUUUUGGGGUUAGGAAAAUGUAGUGCUUUGACUCUCUGUUGAACUUGGGACGAUGGUGAUUAGUAAGGUCUUUUUUGGGGUUUGGAACCUCUGUUCGAUGAGGUCUGGUUUAUUGCCUUUGUCAGUAAGGUCUGGGGUGGUUUUAAACGUUGUGUCUAUGAUGAUGAUUUUCUUUUCAUAAUUAAGGUGUUUGAAAAUUACCAAGAUUGUCAAACCGGUUUACAA
Linum tenue is the source of this 1388-nucleotide messenger RNA. NCBI's taxonomy places the organism in Eukaryota, Viridiplantae, Streptophyta, Magnoliopsida, Malpighiales, Linaceae. The record is from the annotation of a GenBank genome assembly.